ACAUUGAAUUCAAGAGUUAAAAUGAGGGUGAUAGCAUUGUUUCUGCUGGUGGCUGCAACUUCUCUCGUAGAAUGCAAGCGGUACCGCAGCGACUACGUGGACUACCCGGACGCAGGCGGCUGGCUCAAGCUGCACCGUGUACCUGCUAGCUGGCAUGACGCCCGUCUACGGUGCCAUCUCGAAGGAGGCACCCUGGCGUCUCCGCUGACUCAAAAGAUGUCAGAUGUGUUGAAGAGCUUUGUGGAAGGCCACGAGCUGGGCUGCGGUAUCUUCACCGGCAUCCAUGCCACCUUCUCCAGGGGAGACUUUGCUUCCAUCGAGGGAGUUCCCCUGGCGAGGAUCCCCCACAACUGGGCUUCUGGUGAGCCUGACAACGACCAGGACUCGGAGCAGUGCAUCCUGCGGCUGAAGGAUGGCUCGCUGGCUGACGUGAGGUGCAGCGACACCUACCCGUACGUCUGCUACCGCAAGUACACUAACGAGAUAACCAACGCCUGCGGCACUUUUGACAAUGAGUACCAGCUUGACAUGCGCACGGGCAGCUGCUACAAGUUCCACCUGGUGCCCCGCACGUGGUCGCGCGCGCACAUGGCCUGCACGGCCGAGGGCGGCCAUCUUGCCGUCAUCAACAGCGGCGCUGAAGCCAAGGUCUUAGAAGAGUUGUUCGCGAAGAACCCUGCCAGAAAGCUGCAGUCCAGGGCGCCGUUCGGCAAGGACAUAGUCUUCAUCGGCUUCCAUGACUGGAACGAGCAUGGGGAAUGGCUCACCGUCCAAGGUCAGACCCUCGAGCAGGCGGGCUACGCGCGCUGGUCGGGCGGGCAGCCCGACAACGGAACCCACAACGAGCACCGCGGGGAGUUCUGCGGCGGCGUCUUCCGCUCAGCUCAGCUCGACGAUCUGUGGUGCGGGAUGCCGUAUCACUUCAUCUGUGAGAAGGUCCCUGACAGUCUGCUGUGGGAUGAAAAAUAG
Molecule: messenger RNA, 969 nt
Organism: Cydia amplana
Lineage: Eukaryota; Metazoa; Arthropoda; Insecta; Lepidoptera; Tortricidae
Product: asialoglycoprotein receptor 1-like
Exons: 7
Coding region: 22-969 (315 amino acids)
Molecular function (GO): signaling receptor activity
Source: RefSeq, a predicted model, not a curated record